AUGAGAGGAAUAUUUCAACUAAGAACUUGUCAGCAAGCACUUAGGAUCACAUUCUCAACCAACCCAUCACAUCGAUAUAUUAAACCAAGAUUCUUAUCAACUGCCUCAAAUCAACCCAUCACUAAUCAACUAACAUCAGAUUUCAAAUUAAUUCAUUUACUAAAAGAUAUCAAAACUUGCAUAAACUCAUUCCAAACUGAACCACAUGAUCAAGAAGAAAAGGAAAUCAUCAGUUCAUUGAAUUCAUCAAUUCAAGAUUUAAAACAGUUUAAAGAAAACAGGCUCAAGAGAUUAGGAGUUUAUGGUGAUCGGAUUAGUGGUAGAGAUCAAUUCAUCAAUUGUUUAUUAUGUGAUCCUUUAAAUGAAAGUUAUCAUCAAACAACUGAUCAAUUACUCAAUUCUAGAAAUAUCCAUCAAACUGGUCUGAUUCGAAUCAGGUAUGGAUCGAUUGCUAAAUGGAAUGAAGAUCAAUCUAUACUCGAGAUCCCAAAUCAAUGGUUAAAAGAAAACAAUAUAGAAAUCAUAGAAGAUGAAAAGUUUAAAAGUUUAGAAGAAAAUGAUAUUCAUUUAUUAAUCAUUGAUAAUAUUAGAAAAGAAAUUCAACCACAAAUGUAUUUCAAACUUUUACAUUUUAAUGAAUUCUUCAUUGGAAUCAAUCAAAUCGGAUAUCAAAAAGACCCAGAAGAAAUGUCAUUUAAUUUACCUCAAUCUUUAAUUCCAUUAAAGUUUCCUAAACCUUUUGAAAUUAAUACGUUUCAAACUUUGAAUUCAUUUAAAACUUUUCAAAAUCAUUCAGGAGAAGGUUUUGAUUUGAACGAGUUUUAUAAGUUGAGAGAAGAAAUCAAAUCGAUCUCAUUAAAUCCUCAUCAAGUACUACAAACAUCAAUCUCAAGAGGUCGUUUAUCAAUCUCAAGCAUAUCUCAAACAAUCUUAAAAUCAUCUGAAACUUUAAUCGAACUAGAAAACUUGAUCAAAUCACAUGAAGAAAAGAUAAAAAGUAUUCGAAAUGAAUUAAACCAAACCAUGAUAAAAGUUGAUGAAAAGUUGAUCCAAAUCAAUGAAAAUCAAAUCCAAGAAUUCUUUAAUGAAAAACUAAAAUGGUGGAAAGUUUUAAUCUUUUCAAUUGAUAUAGGUGAACCGAUCCGGAAUUUCACGUAUCAAGAAGAUAUAAAAUUAAAACUUUUAUUAUCAUAUCAAUCAGGUCAACUUUCAAUCUAUUCCAAAACCCUCAAAACCUUAACUAAAGAAAUCCUACAAACUCAAUCACCUUUAAUCCCUUCAACAACCAAACACAAUCUUUUAAUCUGCUUGAACCAAAACGAAUCCCAACUUCAACUUCAACUUCAAAACUUAUACGACUUACAACAAAAAGACUUGAAUUUAGAAAGAUUCGUCAAUGUGAUCAAACAAGAAUAUUCGACAAUUUAUUUAAAAUAUAGUACGAUCUCUGUUGGGUUUCUGAGUAUUUUAGGAUUCAGUUGGUAUGGUCAAUGGAUUGGAAUCGAAAAUGUAAUGAGUUUUUUGGGAGUGUUUGGGGUGAUUGGUUGGUUAAGAUUAGAAGGGAUUUGGAAAAAGAGAGUUUUAAGGAAAGGUUUAAAGGAUUGGAAACGAUCUAAAGAGUUACUUUUUUCUCAAUUAAAAGAAAAAGAAACGAAUCUAAUUGAAAAAGAAAUAUUCAAAACUAAUGAAAACGUAGUACAUAAGUUUCAAGAAAUUUUAAAAGUUCAUCAAACUCAAAUUUUUUUACAACAAGUUAAUGUAAAAGAAUUGAUCCAAAGAUUAGAUCAAUUAGAAAUCGAAAUUCGAAAUCAAAAUCCAAACUCAUGA
Melampsora larici-populina 98AG31 is the source of this 1827-nucleotide messenger RNA. RefSeq lists its product as uncharacterized. The record is from RefSeq and is a predicted model, not a curated record. Lineage: Eukaryota; Fungi; Basidiomycota; Pucciniomycetes; Pucciniales; Melampsoraceae. The transcript has 4 exons. Bases 1 to 1827 code for a protein of 608 amino acids.